AUCGCUGCGGUAUCGUUGUUUUGGAAAAAGAUGUUUCUUGAUUGCUUUCUGUGAAAUUGCCUGCAUCUCUCGUUUUCGUGGCAAAACAAAAGUGCGCGUUCUUGAAGUUAGAUAAGAUUGACAAAAAAUUUAGUUACUACAGUGGCAAAAAAUAUAUAAGCGUACUUAAUAUCCGUGAAUUUUUCCCAUUUUCCCGUGUGGUUUCCACAAUUUUUCGACCGACAUAACCUUACUCUUAGUGGGUUACAUUUCUCAUUUUCAAGACGAGAAAUUCCAGAAAUGCAUCUGUACUGACCCGCAUUUUACAAGUUAAUAUGAUUUUUACGUUUAUUCAGAACCUCUAGUGUUCUAUUUUUGUUAGAUGGAAGAUUUAUUUCCUGGACGUUUGACAUUCAUGGCUCUCUGGAGGCAGCUUUGCAAUGAGAUCGAUGUAAAUUAUUAAUCAAUCGGCUUUAAAAACAGUGAAUUAAACUGAACGAGGAGAAUAAAGAUGUCAUUCAAGAGUGAAAAUGUUAUUUAUAAAAAUAUUGUGAUGGAAGGAAGUGACGAAAAUGAACUUGACGAAACAGUCAUGGAUGAGGAAGCUGAAGUUGAUCAAAAUAUUAACGUGAUAAAGAAAGAGAUUUCCGAACAUCUCAAUCUUCCAAACUCUUCUUACGGGGACAAAAGCGAUAAUGAAGAUGAUUUCAGAAGAAAUUCGGAAUCAGUGUUCGUUGGAGUUAAGCAAGAAUGGUCUGCGGAAAGCGAAGUCCCAUCAAAAUCCAUGGAAUCGUUUGAUAGCGAAGAUGAAAGAACAGAAUUUUACAUUGAAAAAGGAAGUGAAAUCGAGGAGGAAGAGGAAGAAGAAACUAUAGCUAUGUUUGUCACAGCAUCUGGUCAACAACUAGCUCUUUAUGCAGUAGAAGAUUCAGAUGAUUAUUUUGCAGUUGCUGUUUACGAUGAAUCUGGGGAACCUCCUACAAACUUUCAAUUUCUUAUGAAGUCAGAUGUGGAAAGAUUGAUCAGAGAGGGAGCUGUGAGAACAGUGAAAAAACCAACACAAAUAAAGAAGCACUUAGUGACUGCUCAACCGCCAAUACUCACACAUACGGAGGAAAUUACUGGAGACGUGAUAGCUAGAGCAGAGAGUCAAAUAGAAUCGAUUAAUCGUCGACAGGCUGAAAACAGGAAAGCAAAAAUUACACCUAAUUAUGCGAAACAAGUGAACGAAGGUUUUUCAGCGCCAAAAAUCAUUUCUCUAGAGGAUUCAGAGCACGAAGAAGAGCUUGUUGAACAGUCAACAGUGCAGUACAUUCUUUGCGAUGGAGACCAAUCCGAUGCAGAGCUGACUUUCGAUGAUAUUCAAGCGACCUUUCAACGAACGAAAGCAGCCGAUCAGAAAUCGCCAAUAAGCAAACCUCCAGUAAAGAAACUUCCUGAACGCAAGAUAACAAACAACGGUUUAGUGUACAUAACUUCGCCUCCUAUCCGAAACACCAGCUACAGAGGAGCUUAUUACCCCUCGAAAGCUUUAAAAGCCGAAGAGCAAUCACCAUCACUUCAGCCUCCUGUGAAAAGAUCUCACAUAUCCAACACUUCUAUCAUCGGAUCGAAACAGAACCACGGAAUCAAGCGAGAACUUUCGCCGGCGUCUGAUCAUUUCACGCCCAAUACAUCGGCAAACCUCUCAGGCAGUUUGUCAAUUACCAACUCUCAGUCUAAAGUCAAGAGAUCGAGAAAACAGCAGUUGACUUCCGUGAAUAGAGAAGAUUCCGAGAUAAUAAUACAACCGGCUUCCAUGUUACAAGACGAGGACGAGGAGCCAACCCCGAGGAAGAAAGGAAAGCGAAGAAAGAAAACAGCUGUUCAUGAAAAGUCAUUAAAAGCCGCAAGAAAAAGUAAAAGACGACGUUCGCGAGUGGAAAUCAUUGAUAUAGAUGCUGAGGAGGACGAUUCCGACGAGACUUCUCAAGAGAAAGAAAUAUUAGAAAUUACCCUCGAUGAGAAUAAAGAGAAGGGCUCGAGUGACAAAGAAAAUGAGGUGAUCAUGGUUGGGGAUUCGGAUGAUGAAGAGGCGGAAUCUUCGCAGGCUAUUUUUAUGAAAUGCAAGCAUUGUUCGAAGAACUUCAAGCUACGCCGAGCUUUUGAUUCUCAUGUAAAGUUAUGCGCUAAAUUAAGAAGCAAGUCUCGUAGGUUGAGUAGCAGACGCACCAGAGCUGAUUCAGAUAGUGAAGAAGACGAAGAAGAUGACGAGGAUAAAAGUUCUAAAAAAAUAACUGAAAGGAAAACUUCGAUGGACAGUUCAAAAGGGCAAAGUUCUAAGGAAAGUUCAAAAGAGAAGAAUUCUAAAGGAAAUAAUUCGAAGGAAAAGAAGAGUACAAAGACAAAAAAGCAGUUUCCCUGCAAAACGUGCGAUGAGAAAUUUGAUAUGGUGGUGUCAUUAGCGCGACAUGUUCGUGCUGAGCACUCUGCUAAAAAAAGAGGGAGACCAAGUAAAUCUGAAACUGAGAAAACUGCAAAAGCGAAAAUGCAAAUGCACGUUGAAGUGACUAGAGGUGUUAAUAAAAAAACUCAGGAGAAAAAAGCCGUAGAUCCGAAACCGAAAGAAAAAACUACACCAAGGAGAGAAGAAAAGUCAGAGAAAGAUGUACCCGAAAAAGAAGAGAUGCCAGGGGAAAAACAGCUACCACAAGAAGAAAAGCUGGCGGAUGAAGAAGAAGCGUCGAAGGCAGCUAAAGUUAGUGAAGCUAAGGCAGUAAUGCCAUCGAGCAAAAAGAAAUUGAUCCCCAGUCUUAAUCGCAAGUGGAGACCGACGGAAUUGACUUGUUUCAACUGUAGUCGAUGGUUUUCAAGCGCUAUCGCAUUCGAAAUUCACAGUCUGCAGCACGUGACCAAAAAAUCUGCUAAGAGAGUUUACCGCUGUCGAAUUUGCAAACAACUCUUCAAGUCCCAAUUCCUUUUUUCCAAACAUAAGAGGAUGCAUGCCAAAGCCAAGAAGAAUUUAGCUUCUGAAAAGAAUGAGACUUCGGAGAAAACGCAGAGUGAGGAAAAGGCCGAAAGUACAGUAUCCGCCAAUAGAGGUCGUGGUAGACCGCGGAAGCUCAUAUCAAAGAUUUAAUUCACACAUCACCACGCUAGAGCAUUCAAUUACGAAUUUUUCCCAUUCAACUUUAGAGUCUCAAAGACUUUGACCGAUGUUCAGGUGAACAGUAGAUCUUGAUUUCAACAAAAUUUUAGCUUUAUUUAAUAUAAAUUGUGAACCGUAAGAGGUUCUUGCCUUAACAUUUUUUUGUGAGUCCGUAGUGUUCCGAUGAAUUCAUUUUUUUGGUGUUUCUAUUGAAGGAUUCUUCACUUCAUUUGACAUUAUUUGUUUGAGUCCUAUGACUUCUGAAUUUUCGGUACGAGUAAUUUGUUGGAAAUUCUAAUUGUAAGUACGACAGGUGGAUGAGCUACACUCGUUUUAUAGUCGUUAAAAAGUUAUGGAACAUUAGUUUUAUUAGGUUAUCGAUUUUUUCGCAAUAAAUAUUUCAAUGUAACAUUAUUUAAGUGGUAUGCAGUCGAUUAUUGUAAUUGUAAAUAAUAAAAGAACGUACUCUUAAAAGAGUUAUUUGGAAUCACAGCAUAUUAAUAAAUUAAGUAUGUUUAUAUGGCAUAGCGACUCAUACGAUGUAGCGAGGUACUUCGCUUGUAAUAUUUUGAAAAUAGAAGGUCAGAUUAAAAUUUAAUAUCUAUGC
Belonocnema kinseyi is the source of this 3713-nucleotide messenger RNA. Its product is annotated as claspin-like. NCBI's taxonomy places the organism in Eukaryota, Metazoa, Arthropoda, Insecta, Hymenoptera, Cynipidae. Gene Ontology annotation, cellular component: nucleus. The transcript is spliced from 6 exons. The record is from RefSeq and is a predicted model, not a curated record. Bases 491 to 3097 code for a protein of 868 amino acids. Gene Ontology annotation, biological process: regulation of transcription by RNA polymerase II. Gene Ontology annotation, molecular function: DNA-binding transcription factor activity, RNA polymerase II-specific; sequence-specific DNA binding.